AUGUCCAGUACAAGUGUGUCAAAUAACGAAAAAUUGCUUAGAUUGCUCUAUUUAAGUAAUACCUCUCCUAAAUAUAUAUCUGGAAAUCCUGACAAGUACUCCUUACCACAAAUUGAUGCAACCAUAUUUGAUGAAUACCUUAAAUUACCAGAAGAGUUUCUCAAGACCAUCGAGACAGUAUCUGCUUAUAAUAUACAUCCCCAGAGAAAAACAAUUUUCUAUGCUCUAGCGCGUUUUUUAAAUACCCAAAAACUGCCAGAAGAGGUUAAAUCAAAAAUAACAAAAACUGCCAUUGAUAUUAGCAAAAGUGAUGAGGAUUUUUUUGAUUAUUUAAAGUUUUGCACCACAUUUAGAACAGGAAAAACUAAAAUUUCUACUUGUGUGAGAAAACGAGUUAAAGCUUUUUACAAAAAUAAAACUGCAGAGGAGCUGGUGGAUUCGUACAUUCUACAUAAAAGUGUGCAUGGAUGGGAUCAUAGGACCUUAUUGAAACUUACUCAUAUUAAGUCGGACACUUUAAGUAAAAAUCUGGUUAUUAAUUAUAUUUUAUUAAAUGAUGUGAAAACAGAAAAUAUUAAAGAUGAAACCUCUAUGAAACUUAUUGAAAAUUUAAAAGAGAUUAAUACUCUAAGGACGACAAAGGAUGUAGCUGUGGCUUUACCUAUAAUUAAUAAGUUUAAAUUAACUCAUCAUCAUUUGACGCCAUUUUUACAAAAACAUCAAGAGGCUUGGAAUGCUGUAAUUUCAAACAUGUCAAUAAGGGACAUUCUUAAGUCGUUACCAAAAUUAUACAGGCUAGGAUUUUUGAAACAAAAUUUGGAAGUCUAUAAAAUCAUAGUUGCCUGCCUGACUGAUGCAGAAAAAAUUAAAAAGGAUCAAAUUUUUCCUUUGGAAAUUUUCAUUGCUCUAAAAAAUUUUGAGAAAGGUGGAAAACCCGUGGAUCCAAAACUUAUAGACCACUUAACAAAGGAAAAGAAACUAGGAGAAGAAGAAUUGGCAAAAGCUAAAACUUUAGUGGAACCCAAAUGUCCAAAUAUUGUUAACAACAUUCACAAAUGUUUAUCGAUGUCUUACAGUAAUAUUCAAAGCACAGGAUUAAAAUUUCUUAUUACAAUUGAUGUGACUGAAAGUAUGAACCUUCCAUGCCUGCACUCGAAAAAUAUCACGUCCAUCGAAGCAGCUCUGGCGAUUACAUUAUCAUUUCUGAAAUCGGAAAAAAAUGUUACUACUGCCUUAUUUAAAGAUAAGGAUAUUCAACUUAUUAAUUUUAAAUCAUCUGACUCAUAUUCAGAUAAUUUAAAGAAGUUGAAGGAACACAAAAGUACGUACAUGAUACCUUUUUCUGGUGUUGAAUGGGCUUUGCACAAAAACAAAUCAUUUGAUGUUCUAAUAAACUUUGUUCAUCAUCAUGAGUUUUCCUCUGCUGUGCCAAAGGAACAUAGAGACAAAAUAUCUAGAGGUUUAAAGUCUAUACACAAGUAUCAAGAAACUGUUAACAAAUCAGCGAAAAUUGUCAACAUUUGCUUGGCCACCUCACGUCUUGUCAUUGCUGAUGAAUCUCGUAACAUAAUUGACAUAGCAGGUUUGGACGAGGGAGUACCAAAAGUUUUGCACACCUUUCUGAAUGGAAAGUUUUGCUAA
Brassicogethes aeneus is the source of this 1641-nucleotide messenger RNA. Lineage: Eukaryota; Metazoa; Arthropoda; Insecta; Coleoptera; Nitidulidae. The record is from the annotation of a GenBank genome assembly.